AUGAGCGAUGAUAGCUCUCAGCCGGAUUGGAGCAAAGUAUCUCUCAGUGAUGAUUUCAUAUGGGCCGAUGGUGUAAGCGGCAACGGCCAUCCUUUCAAGAUUGGGGCCCUGAAACCAAAAACUCCGUCGACAGCCGACGCAGACCAGGCUCCGGAGCUCGGCAAGAACGCAACCAUUGGCACCAACAACGAAGAAACAUUCUCUGUUGCCAGCAAAGUCCCCUUCGACAUCAAGGUCGACUGGCCACGUUCAUACACGGAUGAGUGGUUCGACCCCACCGCGGAGGAGACCAGGACUACCAGCAUCACACGAUACAGCCUACAAGUUGCUGGCCCCUUCGGCUUACAUCAGUUCAGCUUUAGCUGUACGGAGCCGUACCAUUUUUAUUUCUAUGACAAGACCGGCGAUUGGUAUGGGGUCAAUGUCUUGUGGCCGAGGCCGUGGUCGUAUCACACGGUGUACUUUUGGUCAAGCAAUGCUGAUAUUGUAAGGGUAACUGGUUCAUAG
Penicillium pulvis is the source of this 507-nucleotide messenger RNA. RefSeq lists its product as uncharacterized. Lineage: Eukaryota; Fungi; Ascomycota; Eurotiomycetes; Eurotiales; Aspergillaceae. The record is from RefSeq and is a predicted model, not a curated record. The transcript has a single exon. Bases 1 to 507 code for a protein of 168 amino acids.